UGUAACAAGGUUGCAUGGUAUUUUUUAACUUCCGGAUUACGAAUAGAUUUUGAAAAAUUGGUCAUGAGUUCUGAAAAUACGGAACUCUGCAGAACCAUACCUCGGGCUGCGAAGACGACGGGGUGGCGAUUUGUGGCCUCGGGCAAGGAAUACAAAGUGGACCAGUUUUAUCAGGAAUAUCGAGACAGUUUUCCAUGCGUAGCCAUUGUUACGCAGGGCUUUUUCGGCGACAUAGGAAUAGAGAUCAUCGGAAAUGGACAGACGAUCUACAUCCAGCGGUGCGGUAGACAGCAGAGGGUGGUGGCAGAGGUUUUGUCUGGUCUGGGGGUCAGGCAAAUCUCCAUCCCUACAGCCUACAGGGCCAGAUUCUGUAUAAUGGACAAGCAUGGGGCCGAUUCCAGAGAAUAUCCUUUGGCUGAAAUCUUGCGGCUGCGCAAUUUACCGUGUAAUGUCAAGUUUUCUCCUAAAAACCAAUUUAACCUGGUGUCAGUCGAGGGAACCAAUACGGCAACCAGCAACAUCCGGUUACGUCUGCUGAGAACGUACGAUGAACUGUACCUGGUCGGGAAUCCUAUCACAGAAAGUUGUAUCUACCCAGAUCUGAUGUUGGUACCGUUUUACCUGGAGGACCUUAGACUGUCCCUGGUUACCGGGAUACAGGGCUUCCCUGGCCCAUGGUCUUCCUAUCUAAGUCAUCUGUCUGUCGCCAAAGUGUCCGAUUCCGCCAAGUUUGGAAAUUCUGAUAUUGCAGUAUACAAGAAGACCGGUCUUAAGUCGUUUGAGACAUCCAAUGUCAUUCCACAGACUUACCUUAGUAUUGCAGAUGUACGCGGCUCCAUGGGACACCAUUACGAAGACAUACACAUGAAACAACAAACCGACAAAAUAUACGACAUACUCUGGGAUGCUCAUAGUGGCGUCCCUGUGAUGAAAGAGAGGCCGAUCGACAGAAUGACGUCACGGGAUAAAAAAACUAACCAGAGAUACGUUGAUUGGAAAGAUGCCAAGUUGUCAGCUUCAGGCAGUAGUAAGUCAACUAGACAGUACGCUUCACGACCUUUGCCAAAGCCUCCUAAAGAUCGAGACGAUGAAACUAAAAUCUCGACACAGGUGAGCAAUUUAUACCUCAGAUCAAAUGAUAUGCAGGAUAAACAGGAGCAACAACCCACAGAGCCAACCAUUAAAAGUGUUUCAGCCACCAAGGCCGAUACCCAAGUACAACCGCAGGACGAGAAACAACAAUAUCACGAAUCUGGUCAGCACGAACAUUCGAGAGAUAGACAAUCAGGCUUGACGAGCGAAGGGAAAGUUGACAGUGAACAAAAGCCUACUAUUGGGUCUAGCGAAGCUAAUGUAAAUAAAAUACCUCCUCGGCCAAGAAGAAAGAAAUCUCUGACUGAAGACUUGCUGGCGCCUGACCAGUCAGCGCAGCGCCGUGAGUUGGUACCACACAUGUCUGUUUCGGACGUCCAGUAUUGGCUGAAAGUGCUGAGGCUUGAUCAGUACACAGGCGCGUUUUUGGAGAAUGAGAUAGACGGCGCUCUUCUGUUGGAACUAGAUAAUGGCGUUCUGAUAGGGGAAUUCGGAAUGUCUAAAUUACACGCUAUAAAACUCCGUAAGUUUGCUACAGAAGGGUAUAUGCCUCGGCAAUAAGGUCGACAAGUUAUCAUAAUGCACAUUCAAUGUCAAAUAAGGAAGAACCUUCUCAAUGGCUUUUUUCACCACUGCAACAAAGCGGACGUUAAAAUUGUUGAUCUUUACUUGAUAUCAGAGAAUCUAGUAAUAAGUAUAGUGUCCAACUGUGAUAUAAUACAAAUACCAUUUGGAAAAGGAGAAUAAAAUGGAUUAACUGCUGUAAUGAUUAUCCAGCGGCUCGACUACUAAGUGUGUCGUUUACUUGUCAUUUACUUUUUAAAAAUGAAUUUUGUCUGAUUGGUAUCGUUGGUAUCUUUGUGAUCAU
Messenger RNA from Magallana angulata, 1960 nucleotides. RefSeq lists its product as uncharacterized. The transcript has 5 exons. The record is from RefSeq and is a predicted model, not a curated record. Gene Ontology annotation, molecular function: protein binding. Bases 64 to 1653 code for a protein of 529 amino acids. NCBI's taxonomy places the organism in Eukaryota, Metazoa, Mollusca, Bivalvia, Ostreida, Ostreidae.